Diachasma alloeum is the source of this 1814-nucleotide messenger RNA. Its product is annotated as E3 ubiquitin-protein ligase RNF4. Lineage: Eukaryota; Metazoa; Arthropoda; Insecta; Hymenoptera; Braconidae. The transcript is spliced from 4 exons. The coding region runs from base 438 to 1040 and encodes 200 amino acids. The record is from RefSeq and is a predicted model, not a curated record.
AUCAUUUCGGCUCCUAUACUCCGUGCAACUCCAACUCCAACUAAAGCCAACUUCAAGUACUGCGGGAACUUUGGACCACUGUACACAAACGCAAACAUUCAAAGCAAUGACCUACACAUAGAGAGAUGCCCUAUAGGCCUUUAGUUUAUCUUCUUUGGAGACACCUCUAGUUCAAUCCGAAAAUCGACGCAAACAACACGAUUUAUCUUGCGAAAAUCUCAAUGUAAAACAAAAAACUUAUAUUUUUUCAAUUUUAAUAUUUUUGGAUACAACGUUAACAUUCCAGAACUUUCCAAGGGAACGUGAAAAGAAGGUUGCGUCUAUUGUUCUUGGUCUUUUGGAGCAACUGACGAAACUAAUCGGACUAAUACACGACACGUUUGGUUAACCGUUAUUCGCUUGAAAAAUUUGGAUAUAAGAUUUAUAAGUCUACAAUUAUGUCGACUGUACCCAAGAGGCGACGUCGCAAUCGUACUGAGUCAAUGUCGCCACAGCCAGUUCAUUACAUUGAUCUGACAGCUGAUUCUCCAAUGCAACCAACCAGACAAACUCGAGGGCGAGGUAAUCAGGUAGCUGAGCAAAAUUGUGAUGAAGCGACUGACAGGAAUUCACAUGUUUCACGGGUCGGAGUCAGUAUUCGACUGUUGGACACUAUUGUUAUUGACUCCGCAGAUCCAUCGCCAGCUAGAGGAACGUCAGCAUCACGGCGUAUUGGCAGACCAAAGAGAAGAUCCCCAGCUACAACAUCUACAGCAGCUGGUCCAGAAGAAGGUUCAGUCAUCGACUUAGAUAGCACAAUUCCUGAUGAUGACCACAAUAAACUAAUACCCCAGAUUAAUGAUUCAGUGGAUGGUUCUCCAACAGUUCUUACCUGUCCAGUCUGUUUUGAAGAUCUAAGAGCAUCUCGUAAGCCUAUGUCAACAAAAUGUGGUCAUAUAUUUUGUGAGGACUGCCUGCUUGCCACUCUCGUCACUCAGAAGAAGUGUCCCAAGUGCAAAGGUUCGAUCACUCGAAAAACCUGCCACCGCAUUUAUUUUUAAUUUUGGUAAAUUCCUCAUUUUACAUAUAUUCCUACCCCCCCCCCUCGGAUAAGUUUUAUUUUUAUUCAUGGUCCUAUUAUACGAACAAAAAGCUUGGAAAUCUACCAAAUUUGAGGAUGAUAAUUGAGAGAAAUUGGCUUUUUCUAUGUUGAUUGAAAACUAACUUCAGGUAUAUCUCCUUUCUUAUCGAUGAUAUUCGAAUAGUUUCGACCAUGACAAAUGGUAUUUCGUUCAUCUCAAUCAGUGAUUGAUAAUGUAGUGACAAUUUGAUGUUUAAAUAAAAAUAAAUGCCUUGAAUUCGAUUGAGCUAAGUAUUUUCAAGGGAUGAUGAGAGCUUUCGAAUACACUAAGGAAUAAAUGUAUGAGUACAGUAUCGCAACCAAAAAACGGUUCAAGUCGAAAUUUGCAAAUUUUUUUAGAAGGACCCUAAAAUUAUUGUGGUCAUCUUGAGGGAUCAAUUUACACCAAGAGAAAGAUUUCGUAUUCAGUACUUCAAAUGUAUAAUAAAAAAAGGCUUCAAUUAAAAUUUUUUGAUAACUGCAACAAUUCCACUUACUGUAAUUGUACAUAGAAUAUUGUUGUCACAACUCGAAAUUUUUUUCCAAUUAUAGUGAUUGUGCAAUUCCCAGGAAAGUCUUGUUGUGCUGACAACGAGAAAUUAUUCGACGGUCGUAAGCUUACUUUCCAUUAUUUAUUGAAGAAUUAUCAAGCGCGUUAAGGAAAGAGUCGAAUGAGUGGAAAAUUUUGAUUGAAAUUCAAAAAUAUUUGGAUGGA